Messenger RNA from Saitoella complicata NRRL Y-17804, 1146 nucleotides. RefSeq lists its product as uncharacterized. Bases 1 to 1146 code for a protein of 381 amino acids. NCBI's taxonomy places the organism in Eukaryota, Fungi, Ascomycota, Saitoellomycetes, Saitoellales, Saitoellaceae. The record is from RefSeq and is a predicted model, not a curated record. The transcript has 2 exons.
AUGGCCGGAUGCACGACUGCUUUCGCCAACUUCUUCAGCUCCGUCCUCCCUAACCGUCCUGCCAGGCGUGCGGCCGAAAAGGACGUCAGGAAGAACAAGGUCGGGAUGACCGUCCACUCCUUGAGAAAACCCAACGUUCGCUACCAACGCGCUCCUGCUGCUGGCACGAAGCCUAUCAUCACCACUGACGAGGAGAAAGAUUUGAAACUCGAGACCGGGGUAGCUAAGGCUAUCAACGAGAACGAGAAGCACAAGGACGUUUGUGACGAGACGUCUUUUAUCUGUAAGGAGACCGAGGAGCACUCCACCACCGCUGACUCCCCGGUCACCACGGUCGACGAGACGAAAGUCAAGUGCCCCGCCAUCCACUAUGGCUUGACCGAUGAGGGGAAAAUUUACUGGGUCGAAUACUUUACCAAGAUGGCUGCCCCUUCCGCGCUCAAGGCCAACCCCGAAGCGCUCGAGCCGGAUGUAGCAUCUCUUUCGGCUCGCGCCCCCAUCCCCGCGGCUACCGCGCAAGAGGCUCCCAAGUGCACCCCACUUGAGACCAAGGUUACGAUCGCAGCUGAAGUUGACAACUCUACCGAGAAGGAGAGAGCUUCUCCCUGUGAUGUGAAGGAGAUUGAGCACGAGGUGGAGAAGAACGACAUUAACGUGGAGGUGUUUAGCGUCCGCAGCAACGAUGAGGGUAAGAACGAUAAGACCGAUGUGGAGAGAAUUGCGAUGAUGUACGAACAGAUCAGCGCCAGCGCCCAUAUUAUGGAGAAAAGGCAAAUAAUCCUCGUCACCCCUCAUGCGCUCGAGGCCCCCAUCCUCACCUUGACAGCGCCUGACGAUGAGGCUCCUCCGCUAUCCCCCGUCAUGGUCACCACGGCCGAGCAAGCCAUGUGCCGGGCAAAGUACAGGCUGUUUCUUGGUUGCGAGUUUCAGUUCAAGAGGAACUUGGACAAAGGGUGUAUGGAGUAUGACAAGCUCAAGGGCAGGGGUAAAAUCUCCCAUGAUGAGUGCAAGUCGCUUAAGGUCAGAUUGGCGCGCCGGGUAUGUUGGAGAGGAAAGAACGAGAAAGGAGAGGAUGUGAUCGUUCUGAGUGACAAAUCGCACAAGAAUGGGACUCGAGAACUUGUUGUUACUAGGGCCAGGAAAUGA